Messenger RNA from Schizosaccharomyces japonicus yFS275, 2270 nucleotides. Its product is annotated as ww domain binding protein 11. Lineage: Eukaryota; Fungi; Ascomycota; Schizosaccharomycetes; Schizosaccharomycetales; Schizosaccharomycetaceae. The record is from RefSeq and is a predicted model, not a curated record. Gene Ontology annotation, cellular component: U2-type spliceosomal complex. The transcript has a single exon. Bases 407 to 1186 code for a protein of 259 amino acids. Gene Ontology annotation, biological process: mRNA cis splicing, via spliceosome; RNA processing.
UAAAUAUUUAAGAAAUAGUACAACAAAUAAGAAGAAUAUGCUCAUAAAACAUGCUUUGACAAGAAACCGAUUGUAGUAAUUCGUUUCAUUACACUUCAUUUGUUUCUACGACGGAAAAGGAAAUAACUAAUCUUUUAAUCACUUAUUUUUUUAUUGUAACCCACCCAGCACGUUAAAAGAACUGCUAACGUUGUAGCACCAAGUAUAACUUUUUUGUUCCUUCAACAUCAACAACCACACAAAAAUUCUUUAACAGAGUAAUUAUUUUCAUUACGAUCACCUAAUGACAUAGGCACUUAAUAAAAGAAAGUCUCACACAAAAUUUAUGUUAAGACGCUUCUCUUUUUCAUUUUUUGCAGCUGAAAGCUCAACCUGAUUUUCAACGAGGACAAAACACCAAAUUUUAAUGAAAGGAAAACGUUCGCUUAAUCCGGUUCAGGACGAAGCUCGAAAACGUAAGAAGAAAGAACAAGCUAAGCUUCGUCAAGAACGAUCUCAAAGAAGGGACGCAAAACUUUCAACAAAAAAUGUUUUUUUCUUGGAAAAGAAGAUUUUUGAAUUAAAGGAUAUUGAGAAAAGCAGACCCUUAAAUUCCAGUGAGCGUCAACAACUCGAUACAUUAGAACGUGAUGUUUAUGUAAUGAAAAAAAAGGGAAUUGGAGGACACUCAAUUGGCAACAUUGAAUCCGAAAAAACAAAACAUGUCAAUAGGGAACGACGCCAAAAGAAACCGUUUAUUCCGAAAAAUCCAAAAAAGAGUGUUUAUUAUCACCCAAUAUUUAACCCUUAUGGUGUUCCACCACCUGGAAUGCCUUAUAAAGAAAUUGAUGAUGAUAAUUCUGAGAGCUCAGAGACUGACGAGUCUGUUAUUAACAUUCCGAUGCCCGAGGACGAAUUUCCAGGCGACAAUCCCCACCACGAGGACACCAAAAGAACGGCGCUUGUCGAACAUAACGAUGUUUGGAAGCAACAGGAAAUUACAGCUGACGCAAUCGUAAAAACAGAAUACUCGGCAGAACCAAUUGUUCGAGAUCUUCGAAAAGAGGCAGCCCAAUUUAUUCCUGCUUCAUUAAAACGCCAACCACAACAGUUGGAAGAACCCAAUGCGGAUUCCGAGUUAGAAAAAUACUACAGCGAGUUAAACAAUUUGGGCGCUUCAGACUCAAACCCCUCUCAUGACAAGUAGACAUUUUAAGGUUUAGUAACGAGAUUUCAUCACAUUUUACCCAUGACAGAUGUGACAAAGACGUAUCUUACUCAAAAAUAUGCUGCCCAACCAAUAUACAUCUGUACGAGGUUAUCGGAGCUAACGGCUUCCUUGAUAAGCUCUUGUACCUGUCCUUCAACAGACAAGGGUAACGGCUCCUCUCCAAUAUAACCUUGCAAUUUUCUGCGUAUCUUUGCCAAAACUUGAGUCGCCUCAUUUUGUUCAAGACCACCAGAAAGCGAAUUUUGCCCCUUUAUUUGUUAGCAUAGUUGAAUAUGUGUCGAUUUUGACAUACUCUUCUGUUCCAUUCAACAAGAGGGUCGUACAAAAACGACUCUAACACACUCAUAAGCGUAUUUUGAUUGGAACGUAAAAGACGCAUCGUAAUUUCACUGGAUUUUCUAAAGGACCCUGGCAAACUUUAGUACUAGGGUAAGAAAGUUUAACUUACCUUCAUAGCCAGUUGGCCCCAUUGCAUCAACCAUAUUAUGAGUUAGUCUAAAUGGUACCUUUUCUGGUUUUGCAAAUGUUAAUCCCUGAAAUGGUUAGUAAAUUCUCUCUUUAGCGUAUAAGUACCUUUUCGAAAAGACAAUUAAAAUCAACAUGAAUAGCGUCUCCGUUUAAUUCAUCGAACAAAAUGUUCUCUCCAUGCCUAUCACCAAGUCCAAGUACAUAACCCACCAUUGACAUUACAGCAAGAGUUCUCGAGUAAUUCUGCCGACUUUUUACCCAACUGCUGGGUUCGGGAAAUGCUUCCAUAAACCAUUCAUGAAACACCGAGGGAAACCUUGGUAAGAUUUUCUCUUCAAAGAUCUUGGCCGGGUUAGGUGUUUGUAAAGCCAUAUCAAGAUUAGCACGAAGCUCUUGAUAUGGAAUAGGUACAUUCUUUUGCUUGUAAAUUUUUAGGAGUAUAUCACGGAAAGGGCGAGUAUUAUUAACCCAUUCAAUAAAACCGCAUUCUUCAUUAAGAGGGAUAACCACAUAAGUUCGUAUAUUUAGCUUUCUUCGACUAGCUGCUUGAUCUUUUCGAAGAAUCUUGUUAAUAACAUUGUUAAGUUCCAUU